AUGGUUGCUACUCAAUUCCUAUACGCGCUCGGUCUGGCGACGACAGCCCUCGGCGCACCUCAUGUCGAGAAGCGCGCGCAGACUGUCUGGCUCGCAGGCGACUCCACCAUGGCGAAGGCUAGCGGCACGCAGCAAGGCUGGGGCGUCUACCUCCCGUACUCCCUGUCCCUCCCUGUCACCAACAACGCCAUCGGCGGGCGCUCCGCCCGCUCCUUCACCGUCGAAGGCCGCUUCCAGACGAUCAUUGACAGCGUGAAGGCGAACGACAUCGUGAUCAUCGAGUUCGGGCACAACGACGGGGGUUCCCUGAACGGCCAGGACAACGGCCGCACCGCGUGCCCCGGCGCCGGGGACGAGACGUGCCAGUCGACGUACAACGGGCAGGCCGUCACGGUGCUCACGUACCCGAAGUACCUGACCAACGCUGGCAAGGCGCUCGUGGCGAAGGGCGCGAAGGUCAUUAUUUCGUCGCCGACGCCGAAUAAUCCCUGGGAGGGGGGCAGCUUUAGCUAUGCGCCGGGCAGGUUUACGACGUAUUCAAGGGACGUGGCGAAGGCGAUUGGCGCGAAUGCGAUUUUCGUGGAUCAUGGACAGUAUACGGCGAAUAUCUUCCAGACGCUGGGUAAGGCGAAGGUGGAUGCUUUCUUCCCGAACGAUCAUACGCAUACGAGUCCUGCGGGUGCGGAUGUUGUGCAGAGGGCUUUCGUGAAGGGGUUGCUUUGCCAGGGUGGUGGGUUCUUGAAUGGGUUCAUCAAGAAUUCGACGGCGUCGGUUGAGGGGAAGUGCAUAUAGGUGGAUUGUUUGGAUCAAGGGGGAUUCACAACUUGUAAAUAGUAUUGAUUGUGAAUACCUCAUAUCCCUCGAGCUCUAUGACCUGUACACGACUUAUACGAGCCAAUUAUUGCAAGUGCAUGCUUCUUUUUGAGCUUGAGGUUCGAAUGCUGUUCGAACUCAGAAUGCUGUCCGAAUUCAAAGUAGGUAAAAUGGAAGGAUGGACCAUGUGAUAUUGGCAAAGGAUCAUAUCCAUAAGGUUUGAAGAUCGCCUGUGUGCCAAUUGAGUCUGUCUCUCGCUUUGAGGUGAUCCUGACUCUUAAGUGUGAUGUAUUUCCAUCAAGGUCGUCGACUGGUGCUACAUGAACCUGGUCGCCAUGUACGGUUGUGAAUUGCAAAAGCAGCCAACCUUCAAGAUCAAGGCAAAUUGCCGGCCCGGCGAUUCCCACCAACGGCCGUAAAAACAAGUUUUCGAGUACUCGUACGCCGAAACUUUCAUAUC
Molecule: messenger RNA, 1273 nt
Organism: Aaosphaeria arxii CBS 175.79
Lineage: Eukaryota; Fungi; Ascomycota; Dothideomycetes; Pleosporales
Product: carbohydrate esterase family 12 protein
Exons: 2
Coding region: 1-792 (263 amino acids)
Molecular function (GO): hydrolase activity, acting on ester bonds
Source: RefSeq, a predicted model, not a curated record